ACUUUAUAUAUCUAAAUGACUAUGACAGGACUGCGCGGUGUUUAUGUACCUAUCCCUACAUUCUUCAAACCUAAUGAAGACCUUGAUCUGGAGGCCCUGGAACGCCAUGUUGCCUACCUUGCCAACACCGGUAUUGCGGGUCUAAUCUUUCUUGGAUCGAUGGGCGAGGCUGUCCACCUGUCCGAGGCCGAGAGAAUCACGCUCGUCAAGGAGGGCAAGCGACUGAUCGCAAAGUACAACCCGGACUUGACCUUGAUUGCCGGAACCAGUGCAGCCUCUGCACGCCAAACCAUCGAGCUUGCCAAGGACGCUGCAUCGGCUGGAGCAGCCUGUGCGCUAAUCUUGCCUCCAUCCUUUUACCGCGGUAAUGUGACAAGUGAUGCACUGUUUGCAUUCUACACCAGAGUUGCAGACCAGUCCCCGAUACCUGUCAUUAUCUACAACUACCCUGGUGUCUGUCAAGGUGUCGAUGUCGAUGUCCAGACAAUCACACGUCUUUCACACCACAAGAACAUCAUUGGUGUAAAGGGUACAGACGGUAACAUUGGCAAGGUUGGAUAUCUUGCUGAGCAUACUGACCCCAAUGAAUUUGCUUUGUUGGCUGGAUCUGCAGAUUUCUUUUUGCCUGCAUUGACUGUGGGUGCAGUUGGUCUUGUGCCUGGGCUUGGAAACCUUUUGCCACGAGCAUGCGUGGAGGUGCAGACAUUGUACGAGAGCGGCAAAUUAAAGGAGGCUUCGGCGCUGCAAAAGAAACUUGUCAAGCCUGAUGACGCAUUCGCAAGAUGGCAUGGACUGCCUGGUGUCAAGGCCAGUAUGGACAGGUUGUUGGGUUACGGAGGUGUGGUUCGGCUUCCAUUACUGCCUGUUACUGCAGAACAGGCUGAUGUGAUCACAAAGGCACUUUCGGAAGGGUUUGAAAUUGAGCGAUCCCUCAAGAACUAA
Phycomyces blakesleeanus NRRL 1555(-) is the source of this 942-nucleotide messenger RNA. RefSeq lists its product as hypothetical. The transcript is spliced from 2 exons. The coding region runs from base 16 to 942 and encodes 308 amino acids. The record is from RefSeq and is a predicted model, not a curated record. Gene Ontology annotation, molecular function: 4-hydroxy-tetrahydrodipicolinate synthase activity. NCBI's taxonomy places the organism in Eukaryota, Fungi, Mucoromycota, Mucoromycetes, Mucorales, Phycomycetaceae.